AGAGAUUCAAAGAUGGGUUAUUCAAUCUCACCAAAUCACAAACCCCACGCCAUUUGCAUCCCAUAUCCAGCUCAAGGCCAUCUCACCCCUAUGCUCAACUUAGCAAAGCUUCUUCACCAAAAAGGCUUCCACAUAACAUUCAUCAACACUGAAUACAACCAUCGGCGGCUGCUCGAGUCACGAGGCUCGAACGCUGUCCAUGGCUUGCUAGAUUUUCAGUUCAAAACUAUCUCCGAUGGCUUACCGUACUCGCACGCCAACACCACACAACAUAUCCCUACACUCUGGGACUCCAUCACCAAGAACUGCUUAGCUCCUUUGUGUGACCUUAUUUCUAUUGCCAAUCCACCCGUUACCUGCCUUGUUACCGAUGCGGUUAUGUUCUUCACUGUGUCGGCUGCCAAUAAGUUUAACAUUCCUUAUGCCUUGUUCUUUACUACAAGUGCUUGUGGCUACUUCGGUUACUUGCAAUAUUCUAAGCUUGUGAAGCAUGGUUUAAUCCCGCUAAAAGAUACAAGUUGUCUCACCGAUGGAUAUCUAGAAAAAACAAUAGAAUGGACUCAGAAAAUGAAAACUAUACGAUUGAGGGAUCUUCCUACCCUUCUUAGAACAACGGAUCCAAACGAUAUCAUGUUGAAUUUUAUGCUACAAACAACAAAAACAUGCAGAGAAGCUUCUGCAAUGAUCUUGAACACAUAUGAUGAACUUGAACUGGAUGUAUUAGAGGCUCUCUCUUCCAUCAAUUCUCUUCUUUACACUAUUGGUCCACUUCACUUGCUUGCCAACCAAAUAGAGGAUGAAAAACUAAGAGAAAUUGGGUCGAACCUUUGGGUCGAGGAAUCCGAGUGCAUGGAGUGGCUGAACUCGAAGGAACCUAACUCGGUGGUUUAUGUAAAUUUUGGUAGUAUAACGGUGAUGACACUGGAGCAACUGAUUGAGUUUGCUUGGGGAUUAGCAGACAGUGGAAAGUCAUUUCUAUGGAUUAUAAGACCAGAUAUAGUUGUGGGAGAUUUGGCCAUUUUGCCAUCUGAAUUUGUGGUAGAAACUAAAGAUAGAAGCAUGAUAGCAAGUUGGUGUUGUCAAGAACAAGUGUUGAACCAUCCUUCAAUUGGAGGGUUUCUAACGCAUAGUGGUUGGAAUUCAACGCUUGAGAGUAUCUGUGCUGGCGUGCCGAUGAUCUCGUGGCCUUUCUUUGCUGAGCAGCAGACGAACUGUCGUUAUUGUUGUACUGAGUGGGGCAUUGGCAUGGAAAUUGAUAGCAAUGUUAAAAGGAAUGAAGUGGAGGAGCUUGUGAGAGAGCUAAUGGAUGGUGAAAAGGGUAAGAAAAUGAAGGAGAAUGUUAUGAACUUGAAGAUUAAAGCUGAAGAAGCAUGUGUUCGUGGUGGGUCGGCUUACAAGAACUUGGACAAAUUGAUCGAUGAAGUUCUUCUAUUAAAUAUGAAGACGUUUUAGUUUGAAUAAUUAUUUUAAACUACCGAAGAACAUUGUCGAGUUUGUCCAACAAAAUUUUUCU
Messenger RNA from Cucurbita maxima (winter squash), 1513 nucleotides. Its product is annotated as 7-deoxyloganetin glucosyltransferase-like. The transcript has 2 exons. Gene Ontology annotation, molecular function: UDP-glycosyltransferase activity. The record is from RefSeq and is a predicted model, not a curated record. Bases 13 to 1452 code for a protein of 479 amino acids. Lineage: Eukaryota; Viridiplantae; Streptophyta; Magnoliopsida; Cucurbitales; Cucurbitaceae.